AUGGUUUUGGAUGACCUUCCAAACUUAGAAGAUAUUUAUACUUCCUUGUGCUCACCAACAAUGGAAGACUCAGAGAUGGAUUUUGACUCUGGAUUGGAAGAUGAUGUCUCAAAACAUGACAAUAUUUUGGGGGAUUCUACUAUCUUUAUGGCUUUCAAAGGAAAUAUAGAUGAUAUAGACUUGAAAUGGAAAUUGGAUACCAUUUUGGAGAAUGUUCCCAGUCUUUUGCACAUGGAAUCCAAAAAGCUCAAAGUACAGAAAGUGGAACCUUGGAACAGUGUCCGUGUUACAUUUAGCAUCCCCCGGGAAGCUGCGGAGCGGUUACGAAUUCUGGCUCAGAACAACAAUCAGCAACUCCGAGACUUGGGAAUUCUCUCCGUUCAGAUUGAAGGUGAAGGUGCAAUCAACCUGGCUCUAGCUCAGAACCGAAGUCAAGAUGUUCGAAUGAAUGGUCCCAUGGGAGCUGGGAAUUCUGUUAGAAUGGAGACAGGAUUUCCUAUGGCAAGUGGCCCAGGAUUAAUAAGGAUGAACAAUCCUGCAGCUGUUAUGAUGUCACAAGGUGGAAAUGUAUCUUCUUCCAUGAUAGCAGCUGGUGCUAACCCAGAGCUGCAAACCAGAGCACCUCGACCUGCUUCACAGUCAGAUUCAGUGGAUCCUCUCCUCUCUGGGCUUCCUCUACAGCAACAGAGUCAUACCUCAGGGUCUUUGGCUCCUCAACUCCACCAAAUGCAGCCUGUUCCAGUUAAUAGACAAAUAAAUCCACCUAAUUUUCAGCAGCUUCAACAACAGCAGCAGAUGCAACCUAGACCCCCACAGCAACAUCAGCAGCAGCAGCCACAGGGUAUUCGGCCUCCUUUUACUGCCCCUACUCAGGUGCCUGUGCCUCCUGGCUGGAACCAGUUGCCUUCUGGAGCUCUUCAACCUCCACCAGCCCAGGGUGCUCUGAGUACAUUGACAACAAACCAAGGGUGGAAAAAGGCUCCUCUUCCUGGUCCCAUGCAGCAGCAGCAGCUCCAGGCAAGGCCAUCUCUAGCCACAGUACAGACUCCUUCCCACCCUCCACCUCCAUAUCCUUUUGGAAGCCAGCAAGCCUCACAGUCCCACACGAACUUCCCUCCAAUGAGCAACCCAGGUCAAUUUACUGCUCCUCAAAUGAAGAGCCUUCAAGGGGGUCCUUCCCGGGUUCCUACACCACUUCAGCAGCCUCACUUAACGAACAAGUCUCCUGCCUCGUCUCCCUCCUCCUUUCAGCAGGGAUCUCCUGCAUCAUCUCCAACAGUUAACCAAACACAGCAGCAGAUGGGACCAAGGCCACCUCAAAACAACCCUCUUCCUCAAGGAUUUCAGCAGCCUGUUACUUCUCCUGGUCGAAAUCCUAUGGUUCAGCAGGGAAAUGUGCCACCCAACUUCAUGGUGAUGCAACAACAAAAUCAGGGUCCACAGGGUUUACAUCCAAGUCUAGGAGGAAUGCCUAAACGGCUCCCACCUGGCUUCUCGACAGGACAGGCCAAUCAGAAUUUUAUGCAAGGCCAAGUGCCUUCAACAGCCGCUGGAACCCCUGGAAACACAGGAACCCCUCAGCUACAAGGAAACCAGAGUGUACAACACACAGGUGGCCAAGGAGCUGGUCCUCCCCAGAAUCAGAUGCAAGUAUCACAUGGGCCACCAAAUAUGAUGCAGCCCAGUAUGAUGGGACUUCAUAGCAAUAUAGCCAGUCAACAAACUAAUAACAGUGGAGUUCCUCAGGUGACCAUGGGCAGCAUGCAAGGUCAGCCUCAGCAAGGACCCCCAUCUCAAAUGAUGGGCAUGCAUCAGCAGAUCGUGUCCUCCCAAGGACAGAUGGUGAACUCUCAGGCUCAAGGAGCCCUGAACCCUCAAAACCCAAUGAUCCUUUCUCGUGCCCAACUUAUGCCACAAGGCCAGAUGAUGGUAGCCCCUCAAAAUCAAAACCUUGGGCCUUCACCACAAAGAAUGACCCCCCCUAAACAAAUGAUUCCCCAGCAGGGCCAGCAGAUGAUGGCACCACAUAAUCAAAUGAUGGGACCUCAAGGCCAGGUCUUGCUACAGCAGAACCCAAUGAUAGAGCAAAUAAUGACCAAUCAAAUGCAAGGAAAUAAGCAACCAUUUAAUGGUCAGAACCAAUCCAAUGUUAUGACGGGACCAGCUCAGAUAAUGAGAGGACCAACUCCAAACAUGCAAGGAAAUAUGGUUCAGUUUACGGGACAGAUGGCAGGACAAAUGAUGGCCCAGCAAGGCCCCGUGAACAGCAAUCCUUCUCAGGUUAUGGGAAUUCAGGGGCAGGUUCUAAGACCAUCAGGACCUGGCUCACACAUGUCCCAGCAGCAUAAUGAUGCCACUACCCCCACAAAUAAUGAAGUCAACAUUUCCCAGAUGAUGCCUGAUGUUUCCAUGCAGCCAUCAAACAUGGUGCCACCCCACAUGCAGGCAAUGCAAGGAAACAGCACCUCAGGGAACCACUUUUCAGGCCAUGGGAUGCCUUUUAAUGCACCCUUCAGUGGAACACCAAAUGGAAAUCAGAUCUCCUGUGGUCAGAAUCCUGGUUUCCCUGUCAAUAAAGAUGUCACUUUAACAAGUCCAUUAUUAGUGAAUUUACUGCAAAGUGACAUAUCUGCCGGCCACUUUGGGGUGAACAAUAAACAAAAUAAUACAAAUGCAAAUAAACCCAAGAAGAAGAAACCACCACGGAAGAAGAAAAGUAAUCAGCAAGGAGAACUUAAUACCCCAGAUACACGCCCAGCUGGCCUUGAGGAGUCUGACCAACAAUCACUGUCUGGAGAACAAGGAAUUAACUUGGACAACACAGGCCCUAAACUCUCAGAUUUUGCAAGUAGGCCACCAGGUUAUCCAUCUCAACAAGUUGAACAAAGGCCACUACAACAGAUGCCUCCUCAACUCAUGCAGCAUGUGCCGCCAUCCCAGCAGCCACCUCCACAGCAGCCACCACCACAGCCACCUCAACCACAGCCCCCACCACCGCCCCCUACUCAGGCACAGUCACAGCAGCAGCAGCAACAAAUGAUGAUGAUGCUUAUGAUGCAGCAAGAUCCCAAAUCAGUCAGACUGCCUGUGUCCCAAAAUGUUCAUCCCACAAGGGGUCCCCUAAACCCAGAUGCACAGAGAAUGCCCAUGCAACAGAGUGGUGGUAUGUCAGUAAUGGUCAGCUUACAAGGCCCUGGCUCAGUACCACCAUCUCCCGAUAAGCAAAGGAUGCCAGUUAAUCCUCCCCUGGGAAAUAAUACAAGAAAAAUGGUAUACUCAGAUAAUAUACAGAAUCCUUCCAGUUCACCUCUGGGAGAAGUGGCAUCUCUUCCUGAAGGAAGUGGAAAUGAAGUUACUCCAGUCUCAGGGGCUUCAAAUAAUCUGGCUUCUCAUUUAGUAGUUUCUCAGAAUCAGUUAAUGAUAGCAGGGCCAAAACCAGGACCAUCUCCCCUUUCUGCUGCUACUCAAGGUGCAAGUCCACAGCAACCACCAGUUAAUUCUUUAUCUAGCUCUCAUGGUCACCAUUUUUCAAAUGUUGCUACCCCUACACAGACAUCCAGGCCUAAAACACCAAACAGGGCCAGCCCAAGGCCAUAUUACCCUCAGACACCAAACAACCGCCCACCUAGCACAGAACCUUCAGAAAUAAGUUUGUCACCAGAACGUCUCAACGCUUCUAUAGCUGGUCUCUUUCCUCCUCAGAUUAAUAUUCCUUUACCUCCCAGGCCUAAUCUGAAUAGAGGAUUUGAUCAGCAGGGUCUUAAUCCAACUACUUUGAAGGCCAUUGGGCAAGCUCCUUCAAAUCUCACUAUUAAUAAUCCUUCAAGCUUUGCUCCUCCACAGACUCAUAAGUUGGAUUCUGUUGUUGUUAAUUCUGGAAAGCAGGCUAAUGCUGGAGGAACAAAGCGAGCUAGUCCAAGCAGUAGUCGAAGGUCUAGUCCUGGGUCCAGUAGGAAAACUACACCAAGUCCAGGCAGACAAAACUCAAAAACACCAAAAUUGUCUCUGGCAUCCCAGACAAAUCCAGCUCUGAUGCAGGGUGCAGAAUUGCAAAGAAAUGUUUUGGCCAAUUCUACUUCUUUACCCACACCUGUACCUGGGAAUUUUCCUAAUAACAGCAUUCUGAAUCCACCAAAUCCAGCUGUGCCUAUGGCUGCAGUGGCUAGUAUUACUGAGGAUAACAAAGAGAGUCUUAAUGUUCCCCCGGACAAUGACUGCCAGACUGCCCCAGGUAAUAAAGAGCAGGCAAAUGUUGAGCUAAAAGCCAUUCCUGUCCAAGAAAUGAAGAUGAUGGUUUCUGAAGACCAACAAAAGAAGGAGAUGCCACCUUUAGAUGCUAGCAAACUUCCUAUUGUAGAAGAGAACAAAUCUGUUCUCUCUUCUGCUAUGAGAGAAGCCCCAACAUCUUUAAGUCAACUUCUUGAUAAUUCUGGAGCUCCUAAUGUUACCAUUAAACCCCCUGGACUUACCAGUCUUGAAGUGUCACCUACAGUGUCAUCAGGGGAGGAUCUAAAAAAGAUAGCUGUCCUUCCUCCACUGCAGGAUCCACCUUCUGGUAAGGAAUCUUCUAAUCCCUUAAACUUGCCUCACAGUAAUGAGUCAUGUUCAACCCAAAUGCACCAAGAAUUGGGCGAGGCCAACUCUAGUGGCACACCAAAUGUACCCCCAACAAUGUCCAGGCCUGUCAACUCCUCCAUUUCUACUCCUUUGCCACCAAACCAAAUAACUGUCUUUGUAACUUCAAACCCCAUUACUACUUCUGCUAAUACAUCAACACCUCUGCCAUCUCACCUGCAGCCUACAUUAAUGUCAACAGUAGUCACAAUGCCCAAUGUGGGAAACAAAGUUAUGGUUUCCGAGGGGCAGUCAUCAGCUCAGUCCAAUGCUCGACCUCAGUUCAUUACACCUGUGUUUAUCAAUUCAUCCUCGAUAAUUCAGGUUAUGAAAGGAUCUCAGUCAAGUACAAUUCCUGCAGCCCCACUGACCUCUAACUCCAAUUUAAUGCCACAGCCUGUGGCAGUGGUUGGCCCUUUACACAUACCCCAGAACAUAAAGUUUUCCUCGGCUCCUGCACCUCCUAGUGUACCAUCCAGUAGUCCUACCCCAAGCAUACCAACCAAUAGGUCAUUGGUUCUUAAUUCUCGGGCAGCACCCAUUCAGCUUCCUUCUCCCCCAUCCACAGCUUCUUCAAUUGUUCCUACACAGACCCCUGUCCAGCAAGUCAAAGAGUUUAGCCCAGAUGAUGCUAGUCCUCAAGUUAGUGUUUCAUCAGAUCAGUGCCCUGUAGCAGCUGCACAGUCAGCAGUGAUGGUUUCACCUCUUCUUACCAGUAGUCCAGGUUCCUCUGGCAACCGAAGAAGCCCAGUUUCAUCUAGUAAGGGCAAGGGGAAAGUGGACAAGAUUGGUCAGAUUUUGUUGACCAAGGCAUGCAAGAAGGUAACAGGAUCUCUUGAAAAAGGGGAGGAACAGUAUGCUGUGGAUGGAGAUGCUGAAGGCCAGGGCCUGGAAAUGCCAGCCCUUUGUAAUGUGGGAACUGAGCAGAUAACUACAGAACCGGACAAUAAGGCCACCACACCCCCGGCACCCACUCUGCUAAAGAUAAGCACUCCUGGGCCUGGCACACCAAGUGUUAGCACCAUGGCUAUUUCUUCUUCCUCAGUACCAGUGGCGCCGAGCUUACUGAGCAGUGCUUCUCCUGCCAGUGCACCAUCUAUGGUAAAUGCCCCAGUGAUUUCAGAGCUUGCUUCCACAACCCCAAAUACUAAAAAUAAUCAUGGUGGCAUAGUGACUGAACAGCUUGGAAUUGGCCUAGUGGAAGAGAAAGCAGGAACCCACCCAGAGCUUCUUCAGAAUAUAGCACCUUCACCAAAUCUGACCCAGAAGGAGAUCCCAGCUGUACCACCUCAGGGACCUGCACACAGACCAGAACUGGAAGCAAAUGCUGCUAUAGUCUCCAGUCAAAGUAAUGAACCCAAGGAGACAGGGGAGAAGUCUAAAACUCCAAGUCGGAGAAACUCAAGAGCUGAGGAGCCCACCACUGCCCAGGAGAGUGGGGAAAAUGGGCAGCGCAAGCGUUCUUCCCGACCAGCAUCAGCUUCUAGCACUUCAAAAGAGCCCGCAGCCAGCGUGAUGCAGUCCAAGCGAAGGAAAUCCAAGUAAAUCACUUCAGGCAACUGGAGACUUGUAAAUGUGUGUGAAUUUUACAAAAAGUAAUUUUGAACUGUGAUUUUUAAGAACAAACACAACAAUUUCUGUACAGUUAAUCGUUCUAAUAAUGCUGCCCUUUUCUCAAACCAUGUAGCCUCUUUAUCAAAAAAUAGUGAGAGGCAAGGUUGAGGAACCAUUCAUAAUGGCAAGAUGAAGUUCAAGUUUUCCAAAAGGAAUUGUUGUCUCUUAGAAAAAAUGACAGCCUACUGUUGUAAAUGUCUAGAUUUCACAUUUGUUUCGUAAGCAAAUUAGCAGACACAGUGGCCGUUCUUAGGUAGCUGGUGAUGUUUUGUGCAGUGGAAGUACUCUGUGAAUAGCUGUAAAGGGGGAAGAAAUAAUCCCUCUCCUUUGGAAAUGUUGUAAAUAAUUUUAUUAUAGAUGAUUUCAGACGUAUUUGUUGUAGAAAAAUGGACCAGUGAAUAAAGAGAAUCUAAGGGUUUGUAUAAUGUGGAAUCCCAAAAGCUCUAAAUAAAUGUCAUUGUUUUAGACCAUGAA
Gracilinanus agilis (Agile Gracile Mouse Opossum) is the source of this 6702-nucleotide messenger RNA. RefSeq names its product nuclear receptor coactivator 6 (gene NCOA6). The record is from RefSeq and is a predicted model, not a curated record. Gene Ontology annotation, cellular component: nucleus; transcription regulator complex; histone methyltransferase complex. NCBI's taxonomy places the organism in Eukaryota, Metazoa, Chordata, Mammalia, Didelphimorphia, Didelphidae. The coding region runs from base 1 to 6159 and encodes 2052 amino acids. Gene Ontology annotation, biological process: positive regulation of transcription by RNA polymerase II. The transcript is spliced from 13 exons.